UUGUCUUUGACUGCUGCAGCUGCGCAGUUGUCUUUAAAUCAGGUCGCAAUGCUGUCUUUCACAGUUUCAAGGACACUCUUUUGUGCUGCUCGCCGGACUUCCCUGCGACCGACUGUUGCAGCAUUAGCGGCGACCCGAGGGUACCGUGGCAAUGCCCAAGAACCAAAUCUGAUAGAGGUACCCCUGCCUCCAUGGCAAGAGAAGAAGGGCGAGUCGCUGGACAUCAAAAGGAAGCGUCUGCUGUAUGAGAGUCGUAAGAGAGGCAUGUUGGAGAACUGCAUCCUUCUGAGCCUUUUUGCCAAACGGUACCUGGAGAGCAUGAAUGAAACGCAGUUACGUCAGUACGACAGACUUAUUAAUGAGCCAAGCAACGACUGGGACAUCUACUACUGGGCUACAGAGGCAAAGCCAACACCAGAAGUCUUCCAGGGAGAAGUAAUGGACAUGCUCAAGGAGUUUACCAAGAACAGGGACAAGGAGCAGAGACUGGACGCGCCAAAUUUGGAGUACCUUGACAAAAGCUGCCAUUGAAGCCUUAAGCUACAGCAUACUUCAAACAAAGUUGAAACUGGCAUAUUGGACAGGCAGACUGGUGCUCUUUGUGACUAAACCUGCAGGCAAACUGGCCAGCUGAACCUUUUUCACACAGUCAUGGUCAUGCACAACUGGCUUCACAUAAUUAGUAGUGUCAAAUGUUUGGUUGGCGCACUUGCUAGCAGGGUGUUAUUAAAUGAACAGGUAGCAGUGAGCAGAUGGAUGCUUGCUGCACUACACACAACCGCAGCUCAACAGCCAGCGCAAACAUGCCCAAUUCAGUUUCGUUUGAAGUAUACUGGGGCUCUUACUUUCCUCCCAUUACUGUGGGGCAGUAACCAGGGCCCGUGACUGACAAGGGCCCUGAAAAUUAUUAGAACAUUAGGUACAUUUUUUUUAUUAUUGAGGCCCAAUCUUUUCAUGGUGUCCAAAAUCCCUUGUGGCACCACUGACUGUAACACAUGCAGGGUUCCCACUGGUCAUGGAAAUUCUGAAAUAUAAUGGGAUUUGAUCCAUUUUUAAAUUGUGGAAUGUUAUUUCAUUUUGUUUGUAGCAUCUUUAAAUGUUAGUUGCCAUUUAUCAAAAUGUUAGAUUUUCACACGUUUGCCCUAUUGUGUGAGUGGUUGUUAUGGUUACUUGAUGCUUCCAUGUCCAUUUAACAAAGGUGGCCUGUUUAUUCAUUAUAGGUGGGAGCCCUGCAUAUAGCUAAUGUUGAAUGGCUAAGCCAGAGCAUGUUGAAAGGGAGAGUUUGGGCAAAAGUGCUAACAUUUCAAACAGAAGAAGGUAGCAGGUACCGUUUAGCACGAAUCAUUAUCAUGGUACUAAUUGAUGUCUGCUGUUUUUCAUUCAUGAUUACCAUCAUUAGCAUUUUAUUUGAACCAUUCCUUUAAAUUUGACCAGAAGCUGAGUUAAUCAGAAUACCAGCAGUUUGAGCUGUGCAAGCGUGAGCAGGUUUCCAUUUAUUUAAUCAAUUACAACACAGACAGUCCGUCAAGAUCCUGCAAAUCAGUUACUGUAAUGGCAUGCCUAAUUUCUUCUCUGUGUGUAAAUAUGUUGGAGUGAAAUCCUUUAUGAAAGACAUAAUUGUUACUUUUAUUGUGCAGUAAUCCUAGUAAUAUACUAUGAUUAUAUAUCAUUUGAAAAUGUAAACUGUUUAAGGGCAGGACCAUAUUAAAUAUAAUGAUUAUGUUUUGCUUUACAUACAUACAUAAUCUGGAGGCUCUCAUACAAGGAGAGGGACUAUAUUAUGUAACCUUUGUACAGUAUAUUAUAAUGAACAAUAAACAGUUUCCAUGCAACACCACCAAA
This is a messenger RNA of Electrophorus electricus (electric eel), 1842 nucleotides long. RefSeq names its product succinate dehydrogenase complex assembly factor 2 (gene sdhaf2). Gene Ontology annotation, biological process: mitochondrial respiratory chain complex II assembly; tricarboxylic acid cycle; mitochondrial electron transport, succinate to ubiquinone. The record is from RefSeq and is a predicted model, not a curated record. NCBI's taxonomy places the organism in Eukaryota, Metazoa, Chordata, Actinopteri, Gymnotiformes, Gymnotidae. Gene Ontology annotation, cellular component: mitochondrion.